Molecule: messenger RNA, 1881 nt
Organism: Formica exsecta
Lineage: Eukaryota; Metazoa; Arthropoda; Insecta; Hymenoptera; Formicidae
Product: E3 ubiquitin-protein ligase ZNRF4-like
Exons: 4
Coding region: 215-637 (140 amino acids)
Source: RefSeq, a predicted model, not a curated record
UCAGGCUUCUCUCUGGUCAUACGGUGAACGUAGAAUAGGUAUCUUCAUUCCUACGUUUAUCUCGCUAGGGAAAUGGAACAAAUUAUGGUCGGGCAAUAGACCAGCUAGAAAAAGGGCGGCGUGGCUCCUCUCUGCUUAGAGUUCAAAAUAAUUAUAAGAACGAGCGAUAGAUAUACUCGUUAUAAGCGUAUUGCUUAAAUUCCGUAAUGUAAAAAUGACGUAUCCCGGGUUAGUACUUCUUGUUGGAGUUGGAAUUGGGUUAGCAACGUUUCUGUAUUAUGUGUUCAACGAAAAUCGCCAGGAGGAACAGCAUACAUAUUCUAGAAAUGGGGGACCGCCGGAGGAUCGCUACGAAGAUCGCUCUUGGUCAAUAUCGUCGCAUAAGGCUGAAAACACGACAUUCAAUAGAAGGAGUUCAUCAAAUUCUUUAAAAAAUAAAAACGGGAGGGAACCUACAACGAGUAAAGACGAUAUAACCUAUUGUUCAAUCUGCCAAUACGCAUUAAUUGAAUCGGAUGUAAUACAAUUGUAUCCCUGUAAACAUAAUUUUCACAAAGAUUGCAUAAAUAAAUGGAGAAGCUUUGAUCCUGGGGCUUCUUGUCCUAAUUGCAGAAGAGAGAUCAAGCAAGCAAUAUAAACUCGUCACAAACGUACAAUCGGCUUAUAUAGCCAUUGCGUGAUAAAUAUUAAUUAUUACAUGGUUAUUUUAUCUUUAUUAUAAUUUUAUAAUAUUUGUUCAAAAUAACACAUGAAAUAUUAUACAUAUAAUAUUUCUUUUUAUUAGAUAUCUCGAUGACUUAAUCAAGAUAUUUCCAAAAUUCUUAGAUUGUAUAUUUUGCAAGAAGAAAAAGUAUAUAUAAGAAUUUUAUAAAGAUUAUAUAGUCAUGUAUAUAAAUGACUCCUGGUUGUAAGAUUUUUAAUUUAUAAACAAAGCAAGUCAUCAUCCGCCCAAUUUUCGCCCAAAAAACGAGUAGAUCUAAAGCCUUACCAGAUGCAGAAAGCCAACAUUUAGCAACACUAAAGCUUCGUUAAAAAACUAAUGCUCUUAUUCUUAUCUCGCUCGAUGAGUCACUAGAUGAAGAUUUAUGAUAUAGUUCUUCAAAGAUAAAUAAAUCUGUGCUUUGAUUAUGGACAAGUAAUUGGUCCUGAGAAACUUGUAACUUGUUUAUAUGUAUAUAACCGGGAGUUCCUGAUAUCUUAUUCAGAGGUUUCUUUUCUCGUUAAUAUUAUUUCAAAUUUAUACAAAAGCUGAUCAUAUAUUUUAUUUGUCUGUUAUAUAAGGAACAAAGAAUUAUAUAUUAUUUGUCUGUUAUAUAAGGAACAAACAAAACAGGGUAUAAACAGAAACUGGAACACUAUUCUAAUAGUGUCUCUCCGGGAUCAAACCAAGCCGAAAAGUUACUUAAUUGCUUUCUUCUUGUCAAAUAAUUAAAGAUCUUUUUAGGUUAUAAUAUCGCGAUAAUUAUUCGUUGAAGAAGAAAAUGGUAAAGAAUUUUUUGUCUCGGUUUGAUAUCAGGAAUUAGAAUAAUGCUCCAAUUUUUGUUUACAUUCUGUACAUAAAUGCACAAAUAUAUAGUCUAUUAUAUAAGCAAAAGAUUUGUGAUUGCAAGAUCUGAGUACUUUCUAACAAAUAACUAUUAAAGUGUAUUUUUUUUUAUUUUUGUUGCUUUUAAUUUAAUAAAACAACUUUAUUGCAUUAAAAUUAAAUUAAUUCUCAAAUAUUUCUGUUUAACUUGAGGAUUGAUGGUACAAAUUUCAGUUAUGUUUAUUUAAGAAUCAUACCUAGCAAAUGACAUUGCAGUAGUCAGCAGCAUUUUGUGUGUAAGAAAUUAGUUUUAUUUAUCUUUAAUAAAAUUAUAUAUAUUGUACGAAUAUCUAAAA